Messenger RNA from Lolium perenne, 3499 nucleotides. RefSeq names its product receptor kinase-like protein Xa21. Gene Ontology annotation, molecular function: ATP binding; protein kinase activity; protein binding. The record is from RefSeq and is a predicted model, not a curated record. Gene Ontology annotation, biological process: protein phosphorylation. NCBI's taxonomy places the organism in Eukaryota, Viridiplantae, Streptophyta, Magnoliopsida, Poales, Poaceae.
UGAAAUUAUGUGAUGCCUUUAACUCCAUGUAACAGAAGACAUGACACAAAUAAUCGACACAUUUGUCUUUCUGAAAGUGAUAUUAGUAACCACAAAACUCAAAAUUAGGGACCACCUCCACCUUAUUUAACAACUUGGAUAGACACAACGGAAGGCAAGACAUCAUACAAUAAUCACCUCCACCUCUUGCCCCACCAUGAACAUCAAGAAGACAUGGCAGCUCUUGAUGCUCCAUCUGCUCACUCAUAUCCUCCUUUUUCUCACAUCCAGCUCUCAACCUACCAACAACGAAACUUCCAACAAUGGCGAUCUAUCGGUGCUCCUGUCAUUCAAAUCCUUCAUAGCCAGUGACCCGACACAGGCAUUGUCCUCUUGGUAUUGGGACCGUGCUGGCAAUGGUACCAGCAAAAAGGUGCCUGAUUUCUGCAAAUGGAUGGGUGUAACCUGCAGCGACCGCCGGCACCCUGGCCGUGUCAGUGCCAUACGCCUGCAGGGCUUGGGCCUGGUCGGCACCAUCUGCCCUCAGCUCGGUAACCUGACCCGCCUUCGUGUCCUCAAUCUUUCAGCCAACAUCCUGGAAGGUGAGAUCCCAGCCAACAUUGGCCACUGUGCAGCACUUCACGCUGUGGACCUAAGGGAGAACCACCUCUCUGGCUCCAUGCCUGCUUCUCUGGGUCUUCUAUCGAAGCUCUCAUUUCUCAACAUCAACCAUAACAAUCUGACUGGUGAUAUUCCUAUGUCAUUCUCCAAUCUCACAUCCCUCACAAACCUUAGCCUGUGGAACAAUCACUUACAUGGCCAACUUCCAAGCUGGCUGGGCAACUUGACAUCAUUGACACACUUGGAAUUAAGCCAGAAUGGCUUCACUGGCCAUAUCCCUCCAGAUCUAGGUAAGAUGGCUAAUCUUGUUAGGUUUGAUGUCAUGGGUAACAAACUGGAAGGCUUAUUUCCUCUAUCCAUGUUCAAUAUUUCUUCCAUCACAGACUUCAACAUUGGCUUGAACCAGCUGUCAGGGUCUCUGCCACUUGAUAUUGGUUUUAAGCUUCCCAAGCUAAAUGUUUUCGCCACAUUUCUGAACCAAUUCGAAGGGCCAAUACCAGCAUCCUUGUCAAAUGCAUCUGCACUUACAUAUCUGCUUCUUGGCGGAAAUCGGUAUCAUGGUCCGAUUCCACGGGAUAUUGGCGUCCAUGGUCAUCUGAAGUUAUUUUCGUUAGGAAACAAUGUGCUUCAAACCAAAGAACCUAGGGAUUGGGAUUUCCUCACAUCCUUAACCAACUGUAGCAACUUGAGAAUACUAGACCUUGAACAAAACAACCUUGAAGGUUUUAUGCCUGUUAGUAUUGUCAACUUCUCUACAGAGCUUAACUGGAUUAAACUAGGUAGGAACAAGAUAGCUGGGACCAUACCUGCGGGUUUAGGCAAGUUCCAAAACCUUACAACGCUCGCUCUGCAGCAUAGCCUCUUCGCAGGCACCUUGCCUCUGGAUAUUGGCCAAAUUCCCAGCCUCCAGUAUCUUGACCUAUCACAUAGUAGAUUUGAUGGACAUAUUCCACAAUCAUUAGGCAAUAUCACGCAGCUGAGCAGCCUUCUUCUAUCUAACAACUUUCUGGAUGGCAAAAUCCCGCCAAGCCUUGGUAAUCUGACAAAACUUACAUCUUUGGAUCUUUCUGGUAACUCCUUAAAGGGGAAAAUCCCACAGGAGAUACUUAGUAUUCCCUCUUUGACUGUACUUGUCAACCUCUCCAACAAUGCUCUAAGUGGCUCCAUUCCAACACAGAUAGGGAAUUUAAAAAGCAUCGGCAUAAUCGACCUAUCAAAGAACAAGCUGUCUGGUGAAAUCCCAGACGCUCUCAGCAGUUGUGUCCAACUGAAUCUCCUAUACUUGCAAAGAAACAUUUUGCAAGGACAGAUCCCAAAAGGUUUAUCUGAUUUGAGAGGCCUCGUGAAGUUGGAUCUUUCUGAUAACAACUUAUCAGGUCCCAUACCUGAGUUCCUCGAGGACCUCGAAUUUCUAACUUUCCUGAACCUCUCCACCAACAACCUAUAUGGUCAUGUGCCUAACACGGGCAUCUUCUGCAAUGCCAGUGCAUUAUCGCUCACAGGCAAUAGCAUGCUAUGUGGAGGUCCUCCGUUCUUACAACUCCCUUCAUGUCCAUCUAUAGGUUCGCACCAGGCUUCACAGCAUCGACGUUAUGUCAUACUCUUUUGCACACUUGGAACUUUGAUCUUCUUCAUGUGCUCUGUAACUGCAUGCUACCUAGUGAAGACAAGAACCAAACCAAAUAAUGUUGAUCAAGAAGUCGGAUUUCACAAUGAGAAGCAUGAGAGGAUAUCCUAUGCUGAGAUACAUGCAGCAACAGAGUCAUUCUCACCGGCAAAUUUGAUAGGUUCUGGAAGUUUUGGCGAUGUGUAUACUGGAACUCUAUAUCUUGAUGAGAGUUUAUCUACUGUAGCAAUCAAAGUUCUCAAUCUUGGAAAACGAGGAGCUAACAGAAGCUUCUUGAGGGAGUGUGAAGCCCUAAGGAAGAUUCGGCACCGGAAUCUUGUCAAGGUGAUCACUGUUUGUAGCAGUUCUGACCGUAAUGGUGAUGAGUUCAAGGCACUUGUCCUGGAAUAUAUCUGCAAUGGGAAUUUAGACGAGUGGCUGCAUCCAAACACAACGACUAACAGCAUGACCUUUAGAAGACUUGUCUUGAUGGAAAGGCUAUGCAUUGCUCUUGAUGUUGCAGAGGCAUUGGAAUAUCUUCACCAUCAAAUUGAGCCAUCCAUAGUUCACUGUGAUAUCAAACCAUGCAACAUCCUUCUAGAUGAUGACAUUGUUGCGCGCGUUACCGACUUUGGUCUAGCAAAGAUAAUGCAUACUGAAGAAUGCAAGCCCAGUGGUGGUGGAACUGAAAGCAGCUCACUUGCGAUUAAAGGCACAAUUGGAUAUGUCGCGCCAGAGUAUGGAUCAGGAUCUGAAGUCUCUACAGAUGGUGACGUGUAUAGCUACGGUGUGUUGCUAUUGGAAAUAUUUACUGGAAGAAGGCCAACUGACAGUUUCACAGAUGGUGCGACAAGUCUCAUCAGCUACGUCAAGAUGGCGUACCCUAACAAUCUACUGGAAAUACUUGAUGUUAGUGCAACCUACAGCGGAAACACGCAGCAUAUCAUAGAUAUAUUUUUAUAUCCCAUGUUUAAGCUUGGUCUAGCUUGCUGCGAGGAUUCCCCAAGGCACAGAAUGAAGAUGAACGAUGUAGUGAAGGAACUGAAUGCCAUAAAGAAGGCAUGCUCCGCUCGUAUGCCUGUUCAUGGAUUUCAAGCAACCGCCUGAUCUGGACAAGCAAUGAAGUGUUGCAGUCAUAUCUGCAGCUCUCCUGUUGUCACUCCGUGGCAUCGUGUUUAGGGAAGUCUGCUUGCUGCGGUGAUUCCGAAGUCACCAUUUUACUUUCCAUUUUGUCAUCAUUUAUGUUUAUCUGUUUUCGUUUCUAGAAUAUGCAAGAGUCAUGGUGACCUUUUU